Molecule: messenger RNA, 1583 nt
Organism: Salmo salar (Atlantic salmon)
Lineage: Eukaryota; Metazoa; Chordata; Actinopteri; Salmoniformes; Salmonidae
Source: RefSeq, a predicted model, not a curated record
UAUUAAACAGAAAUAGAGUUCCAGGUCACACUUUAUUUGGUUAGUUCCAAAUAAAUGAUUUACAGAUAGGCAUACGUUGAACCAACGAUCUGUUGAUAAGCAACUGCUUGCUAAGAUUAGGGUUCGUUUAGAAUUCGGGUAAGGGUUACGUUUAUGGCUCGGUUAGGAUACGGGUAUGGCUUAGGGUUAGUGGAUGGCGGUAGUUAGUUGAAAUGUUGACAGUUAUUGAACAUCUACAAACCAUCUACUUGGGACUAUCCAAAUAAAGUGUUACCUAAUUCCAUUCUAAAACCUGCAUAAUGUCGUUCUGCAGAUAUGGGUCAUAAAGAAUCCCAUCUCUAUGCGACCGGGAGGGUCACAAUGCCGACGGUUCAAAUCGAACUCCAGAACCAGAGAGUUAUGUUCAGAACUCUCAAGAAAUCUCCAGUUCUUGAUAGACAAACAACGAGAGAUACAGCAUUAGCGAGAGAGACAGCAUGAUGGCGAGCUUUUCAUUCAUUCUCCCUGAAGACGGACAUUGUUCUUUUAAGGACAACGACGUUAACUCAGGGUGGAUCUCAAUGGUGACCCAACUCAACACCCUUGAAGGUCCAGAGUCAAAGAGUCAGAACAUCCGUCUGAGCUUUGCAGAGGAACUUGGUGACAAGUACCACUACGCGAAUGCCAUUGACAGCUCUCUGCUCUGGACUAUUGGGUACACCCCCUACAUUCCCCCAGCUCUGAAAGGAAGAAGCUUCCCCUCUGUCGAGAGCUUCUUCCUGGAUGAGUGGGAGCCACUGACACUCCUGCAGACUCCUCAGGUUCUGUCCACCAGUGUUUCCAUCGAGGAAGACAACCUGAUCCAGUCUGCUGCAGGCCUAGUGUCUCAGGUUCUGUCCACCAGUGUUUCCAUCGAGGAAGACAACCUGAUCCAGUCUGCUGCAGGCCUAGUAUCUCAGGUUCUGUCCACCAGUGUUUCCAUCAUGGAAAAUGACCUGAUCCAGUCUUCUGCAUGCCUAGUGUCUCAGGUUCUGUCCACCAGUGUUACCAUCAUGGAGAAUGACCUGAUCCAGUCUGCUGCAGGUCUAGUGUCUCAGGUUCUGUCCACCAGUGUUACCAUCAUGGAGAAUGACCUGAUCCAGUCUGCUGCAGGCCUAGUGUCUCAGGUUCUGUCCACCAGUGUUACCAUCAUGGAGAAUGACCUGAUCCAGUCUGCUGCAGGCCUAGUGUCUCAGGUUCUGUCCACCAGUGUUGCCAUCGUGGAAAAUGACCUGAUCCAGUCUGCUGCAGGCCUAGUGUCUCUGGUUCUGUCCACCAGUGUUGCCAUUGUGGAGAAUGACCUGAUCCAGUCUGCUGCAAGCCUAGGUUCCCUGGUCCUGUCCACCAGUGUUGCUAUUGUGGAGAAUGACCUGAUCCAGUCUGCUGCAGGCCUAGUAUCUCAGGUUCUGUCCACCAGUGUUGCCAUUGUGGAAAACGACCUGAUCCAGUCUGCUACAAACCUAAUGUCUCAGGAUGAUGACUCCACACUGAGAGACUCCAACCAACCUGAGAUCCACGUGGCUGAUGUCUCAACCAAGAGAAAGUUGCCUUGUUGCUCUACAUGA